AUGGGCUGUGUCUGCAUGAAGCAGCGGCGUCAAUGUGACAAUGCAGAUGUUCUUGCUGCUCAAACAUGUUUUGAGAUAACUGAUAUUAAAACUCUGUAUGAGUUGUUCAGGAAGCUAAGCAAUUCUAUAGUUGAUGAUGGGCUUAUAAGCAAAGAAGAGUUUCAGCUAGGUUUAUUCAGGAACAGCAAAAAACAAAGUCUCUUUGCAGAUAGGAUCUUCUAUAUGUUUGACUCGAAACAUGACGGGGUAAUAGAAUUUGAAGAGUUUAUUCGAUGUCUAAGUGUGUUCCACCCAGAAGCACCCCAAGCAGAAAAAGCUGCAUUUGCAUUUCAGUUAUACGAUAUAUGGCAGACGGGCUUCAUCGAACGUGAAGAGGUGAAAGAGAUGAUUUUGGCGCUUCUGAAGGAGUCAGACUUGAUCCUCUCUGAUGACAUUGUGGAAGCCAUUAUUGAUAAGACAUUUGAGGAAGCAGAUUUAAAUGGAGAUGGAAAGAUUGAUCUGGAAGAGUGGAGGGAACUCGUGGAUCGAAAUCCGUCCUUAUUGAAGAACAUGACAGUUCCAUACCUGAAGGAUAUCACAAGUGCUUUUCCUAGUUUUGUGCUGAGACGAGACAUUGAAGAUGAAACUAGCAACUACCUCUAA
Molecule: messenger RNA, 642 nt
Organism: Prunus armeniaca (apricot)
Lineage: Eukaryota; Viridiplantae; Streptophyta; Magnoliopsida; Rosales; Rosaceae
Source: the annotation of a GenBank genome assembly